This is a messenger RNA of Drosophila kikkawai, 10111 nucleotides long. RefSeq names its product mediator complex subunit skuld (gene skd). The record is from RefSeq and is a predicted model, not a curated record. Gene Ontology annotation, biological process: positive regulation of transcription by RNA polymerase II. Gene Ontology annotation, molecular function: transcription coactivator activity. NCBI's taxonomy places the organism in Eukaryota, Metazoa, Arthropoda, Insecta, Diptera, Drosophilidae. Gene Ontology annotation, cellular component: mediator complex.
UGUCUGUGUGGUACUGCAUGAAAGAAGAGCUGCAACAAAUUAGUAAAAAUAACAGUGCCAAGUGCCGUUGGAUUGCAAAUUGUUUUCGCGCAAAGUGGCAAAUUGCCUUUGAGCCGUGUUUAAACAUUUCCGCUGCAGCUUAAUAGUUUUUAAUUGCCUUGCAGCGGUCGCUGCCCCGGCGCUGUGCUUGUGUGUGUGUGCCAGUGUGUGAAUAAGGAAGAGAAGGAGGAUAAGGAUGCAAGAGGGACGGGGCAAGAGAAAGAAUAUGCAACAACUGUGCGAACUCGGUUAUCUGUGGCAUUUAUUAUUUUGUGUGCUGUAUUUUUCAGCUAUUUCAAAAUCUGAUGUGUACACACACAUUACUGCCCAGAAACAGAGAAACGGGGCGAAAAGAAAACUACGAAAGUGGUUGCUCUGCCAUGUAGGUGUUGCGCGCUGCGUGACUGUGUGCGUGUGUGUGAGUCGAGUCGAGACGAGUGUGAGAGGAAUGCUGGCCGCCAGUGUAUGUGUGCAGUGUUGUAUAGUGCAUAAAUUAUGGAAUUCAGUUUUGGUUUUUUUAUUCAGCAUAUCUUUGAGUUCGAGUUUAGGUUUCGGAUUUUUCCCUUAAUCGAUCUGCUCUCUCUAUCUCGCCCAAAAGGUUGUGCAUCCCCAGAGAUGCACAAAGAGAGAGCGAGAGCGAGCGCAAGCUAGAGGGAAAGAAAUAAACAGACGCCGCCACGCACACACACCGAUGCAGCGGUAAAACUUGUUUUCUCCCUCUCUCUCUGUGCAAAAAGAGCAAAAGCCGCUAUUCGGCAGCCGCCGCCGCUACUCGCUCUCUUUCCCUUUCUCGCGCUUGCUCGCUACUCGCCACCGCCGCCACUUCAACUGCAAACACACAUACAGAUCUAUAUGUAGCGACGACGAUAUAGCUGUUUCAAAGCUAGGCGAGCAAAAUUUCCAUUGUGUGUGGCGGCCAGCGUUCGCAGUCGGUUCGAAAAUUUCUGACUCGUCAUUCGCGCUGUGUGUGCUGCGCGAAAAAAAUAAUAAAUAAUAAAAGCCUGACAACAACAACCAACAACAUGAAUAAUUCAACAGUAUGUGUGUUUCAUUGCCAAAGCAACGUUUACGUUUAAAGUUAGACGAGAGAUCAAAAAUAAAUAAAUACAAAAAUCCUAAAAUAAAUAAAUAAAUAAAUACCAAUUCAAUCAAAGCAAAUCAAAACCAAACACCAAUAGUAAAUUACAAACAAAUUCAACAACAAAAUCAUAAAGCAAAGAAAGAGAAGGUGGUGAAGGAGGAGGAGAAAGAGGAAGAAGCACAGUUUGUGUAUCCGUGUGUGUCUUUCUCUCUCUCGCUGUCGCGUGCGUGCGUUCGUGUUUGUGUGCAUGUGUGUAAGCAGCCGAAUCAAUAAAACGGAAAUAAAAUAAAUAAGAAAAUCAACAGCAAAUGUGCAAAAUACUAGAGAAUAUCAAAAAUCCAUAACAACAGCAGCAACAAUACAGAAAUAAAACAAAUAAUAAUAAUAGUUGAGAAAAUGAGGAGCUGCUGCUGUGCGAAGAAAACAAGCCAAGAACUAUGACGCAUCAAAAUCAUCAGACAAACGGCGCAAGUUUGGAGGAUUGCCACACAAACUUUUAUGCCUUGACUGAUUUAUGUGGAAUAAAGUGGCGAAAGUUCGUUAACGAGGAGCGGCCAAACGCGUCUAGUGAUCCAUUGGCGGACCCGAUCCUGCGAUCCUACUCGCGAUGCAUCCAGGCGGACAUGCUCUGCGUGUGGCGUCGGGUGCAGUCCACCAAGACGGACAACGCCGACCAGAAUGCCUUAACCUUCGAGAUCACCACCUCGACCAAGGUCCACCCACCCCUUUCGCUGGCCGCCGCCAAGGAGCUAUGGAUCUUCUGGUACGGCGAGGAGCCCGAUCUUAAUGAGCUCGUCGAUGCUGAACUGCUACGCGUUGCGGCUAACCAAUUGCUUUGGAAUGGCACCUGGAAGGGAGCUCUCACCUACGAGUGCCGAUCACUGCUGUUCAAGGCGCUUCAUAAUCUUAUGGAGAGGUUCGUCCUCACCAAGGAUAUCGUGCGCUUUGGAAAAUGGUUCGUGCAGCCUUGCACCUCUAGCGAUCGACUUUUUGGACGCAGCUCCCAGCACUUGUCCUUCUCCUUCACGUUCUUCGUGCACGGGGACACGGUUUGUGCCUCGAUAGAUCUGCGCGAGCAUCCCGCUGUGCGUCCGUUGACCAAGGAACACUUGGCUGAGGCGGCCGCCGCCUUUGCAGCGACCAGUUCACCGUCGGGAUCAGCGGGAGCAUCGGCGGCAACGACGGGUGGUGGAGCAGCAGUGCCUAGUCCGGGCCAGGAGCCAAAUGGCAACGGCUCGGAGCCACUGGAGGUCGGCGAGGGAGGAGCUGCCAAGGCUGCGACACCAGCGCAUGCGCGCAAGGUGAUGCUGGCCCCGUUUGGCAUCGCGGCGAUACUCACCGGCAAUAGCUACAAGGCCAGCGAUCCCAUGGCCGAGAAGAUCCUCGAGGACUGGGCCUCUUUUUUCCCGCUGUGCAAUAAGGACAACACGGACGUGCCCCCCGUUGUGGAGGUAGUGUCGGGUGGUCAUAAGAUGUAUCAUCCCACGAACUACGUACUAGUCACAGACCUGGACGACAUGGAGCACAUGGAGUUCGCUGAGAUGCAGAAGAUGCAAAGCACCGUGGGCAAUGGAGGAGCGGCGGAGGCCACCGUUCUGGCCCCGCAGUCCUGCCCACCGGGCGCAGCUGGUGUCGCUGCUCCGCCUUCUCUAAAUGUUCCCUCGGGCCCUACUUCUCUCAACGUCCCGGGAGGAGUUGCAAAUUCCGCCUCGGCCAAGGAUGUAUCUCGUAAGGCAGCUCCACAAGCGGUCAGCGCUCUGGAGCGCCUCGCCUUCCAGCCCUACUACGAUCAACGGCCCACUUCGGGCUUCACCUUCAACACCAACAAUACUCAUAUCCCCGCCUCGGCUGCCGUGGAAAUGCCAGAGCGAGCGUGGCAGGAUUGCGUUAUGAACACGCUUCACGUGGAUGCAGCGGCAUCGGCGGCAGCCGCGUCCUCAACACCUUCCGCCGGAACUGGAACAGGGACGGCUGCAGCUAACGAUGAGGAUGAGCAGAAUAAACCGCCGCAGCAGGAUUCCAAACACCUGGUGCAGCAGCAGAUUCAGCAGCAGCAGCAGCAACAACAACAACAGCAGCGUCAGAAGCUCUGGAACUUUGUGGAUCCCAUGCAAAAGGCGCCCUGCAUAUGCACCAACGCCCAAUGCAGCAGCAGUAACAUCUGUGGUAGCAGCAACAUUAGCAACAGCAGCAACAAGCGACUGCAGCAACCGCUGGGAUCGCCAGCAUUGCGAGCAGCAGUCACCGGCGGCAUUAGUGGUAAUAAGUCGUCGUCGUCGUCGUCGUCGUCAUCAUCGUCAUCCUCCACGUACCAGCAACAUUACUACCAGCAACAUCUGCAGCAACAGCAACAGCGACCGGGAACACCUGUGCCGGCAACAUCGCAUCAUUCCAGUUCCCUGAGCAACAUCAUCACUACUUCCUCCGCCUUGAAUUCUUCCGCGACCGCUUCUCUCCUCCAUCGGCGUCACAAUGUGCCGUUCCACAAGCGAUUUCUCCAUUCGCUGGCGUCCACCGCCUCCACGGCCACCUUUAGACCCAAAAAUCACAGCAACAACAAUAACAACACCACCACAACAACAACAACAACAGACACCAAUAUACCAAAACAAAGACAUCUCGGGAAUACGCCACAUGGAACGCCACACGGCGGCGCAUCGACGUACUCUCGGAACUCGUUGGGCGGCGACUCCUCGAUGCCGGUGGCCUCUGUGGAAUCCCCCGCCACGCCGGCUCCCUCUCCGCAUCCGAAUUCGGCGCAUUCGCAGCCGACGUCAGUGCCGCCCGCAGAGCAACUGCUCAACAUGAGUCCACAUGCGCCCACUUCCGUUUCGAAUCUGCAGCAGCCGCCGACCCCCAUCGACCACCUGCUGGACAAGAAUACGCCGGCGCCGACGCCUACGGACCAGCACGAUAACAAGAGCAUCACGGCCUCGCCCUAUGUCCAUCAGACGCCCAGCGUGGAGCCGCCGUCCUACACGGAUCAUGCUGGCUCAGCCGGCGGAGCAGCCGGUGGCAAUGGGCCUUCGCUUGGCGGCACUGGUCCGGGCAGUGUACCUGCACAGCAGCCGGCAACUCCAACAGCCACGGCAACGUCUGCCGUUGGCGGAGCAGCGGCGACCACAAGCGGCGGAGCCAGCACAGUGGGCACCAUAAGCGUGAAAAAGCUGGAGAUGCAGCAGCAGCAGCAGAUGCCAACGGCAGCUACGAUGACCAUUAAGCAGGAGCCAGGGAUCGGGAGCCUAGGGAGGUUGCCAGCCAGUACUGUUACCUCUACCACGGAGGCCUUGAACAACCUGCGCAGCCUGUACAAUCCGCCAAAGCUGACGCUGAAGGAUCCGGACAGCUUCUACGACGAGGAGUGGCUCAAGGAGGUCGUCUACGAUUUUCAGUACCAGGAGAACUGGGAUAACCUUCCAGUGAAGCGUCCCAAAUUGGACGAGGUCUCCAAGCAGCGAAGGCCGCGCUAUUCCAAGAACCUCUACGAGGGACACACGCAUGUGAAGCCACUAAUGCCAUCGCCUGGCUCUGUCUAUGGCAACCAGCUGCUCUCCUUGGAGGUUCAAGCCGCGGCCUCAGCUGCGUCGGCCGGAAGCUCCAAUGGCGGCUUGGUUGGAAUCGCCAACAGCAGCAGCAACAACAAUAACAGCAAUACAGCCAAUGGCAGCGAUGCGACGGAAUCCGAAAGCGGGGGGAGCUUUUUCCAGGGCUUGGACAUCAAGACGGAGCCAGGACUACAUUCCCCAUCGUGCAAGGAGACCUCGAAAUCAUCGGGCGGCAACAGCAGUGGCGGCGGAAGUGGCGGUGGCAAUCUAUUCACCGCCGAGGGUCUGAAUCCCUCGCUGAACGAUCUGGAACAGCUGUUCGAGACGAGCUCCAACGAUGAGUGCAGCAGCGUUCAGAUACACACGCCGCCCGAUUCCAAUAAUCCCUCGAACGGCGGAUGCAGUGCGGUGACCAACACCAUCGAUGAGCUCAAGCGGAGCACGGCGGUGAACAGUGUUGUGGCAGCGGCAGCAGCAGCGGCUGUCACGGGAGGAGCUGGCAAUAUUCAAGCGGAGGAUCUCACUAAAAUGUUUCCCACGCCGCCGUCGCACGAACAGCAGCACCCGAACUCCAGUCCCUGCCAAACUGAUGUGGUAAUGACGGAUCUCAGUGUGGACAUCACCACGACCACGACCAGUAUGACCAACACCUGCAACACCACCAUUGCGAGUAGUAUCAACACCGCCACCUGCAACAAUAGCAAUAGCAACAGCAACAGCAUCAACACCACCUCCAACAGCAGUAUUAUCCUGGCUGCCGUGCAGGCUGCUCCCAUCACCGUGAUGGCCGCCAUCCAGCAGACCAGUAUCUCCAACUUGGAGCUGGGCAGUCCCGUGGAGGAGGCCAUCGAUGAUUGGAACUAUGUGUAUCGGCCGCCGCAGCAGGAGAAAUUUGUCGGCUCCACGCGCUAUGCUCCGCUAACCAACUUGCCCAGCCAGACGCAGCCGCCGUUGAACCUGCCACCGGGAUGCUUUUAUCAGCCCACCUGGAGCAGCCACAAGUCCAGAGCGGCUACGCUGGCCAAGGCAGCUGCGGCCCAGCAGCAGCAGCAUCAGAAGCAUCAGGCGUUGCAGCAGCGCAUCCAAUUGCAUCAGCAAAAACUGCAGCAGCUCCAGCACCAGCAUCUUCAGCAGCAGCAGGCAGCGGCAGCAGCAGCGGCGGCAGCUGCGGCAGCGGCAGCGGCGGCUUCUGGAGGCGGCCAUCAGAAGCAUCAGCAUCAGCAUCUGCACGAUCUGCUAUCGGCGGCGCCAAGGACACCGCUGACCCCGUCGACAACGGUGCCGCAACCCCUGAGCAGUGGCGGCAACCAGUUGCUGCUGAAUCAGUUGAAUUGCCCGCAGGCGACGCCGGGUAGCUCGAUGCAGCAGAUGAUGCGAGCGGGGAUGUCGCCGAUAUCACCGGGCCAUGGACCCUUCUCCAGGAGUCCGGCCCUCCUGCGAACGCCCACGCAUCCGCCGCCGCCGUAUCCGUAUGACGUUGGCAGUCCGGCAACCUCCACAUCCUCGUACUUGAACCGACCGCUGCACUCGCAAGAACAUCCUCAGGGCAUGCACGGCGGCAUGAUGGGAGGCGGAGGUAGCGGUGGCGGAGGAGUGGUCGGCAUGGGACCGGCAUCGGGAACUGGCAGCCACAUGGGCAUGAUGAUGCCCUACUCUGGCGAUGCGGGCAUUGCCAGUAGUGGUGGGCUGGCGGCGGUGAAUUCUCCAGGAGCGAGCCUGCUCCAGGAGCUGCCGGAAGUGAACUCGGUGCUGGUCAAUAUUCUGCUGUACGACACCGCCUUGAAUGUCUUCCGGGAUCACAACUUUGACAGCAGCAGCGUGUGCGUAUGCAAUGCGGAUACACAGAAGAUUGGCAAUAUUCGUGGAGCGGAUUCCGGUGUAUAUGUUCCGUUGCCCGGCGUCAGCUUUAAUCCGUUUCCUGGAGCACCAGCAGGUGCGGGAGCAGGAGCGGCAGGACCAGGCGGAGGAGGGACUGCAGCCGGCGGACAGCGCAUGCUCAAUGGACCCAAUUCUGGUGCUGCCGCCUUUGGUGGCCUGCGGAUGAUCAGUAGUGCCUUUGGGGGCUCACCGGCCUCUGCCGCCUCGAUGCCCGGAGCUGGCUCCGGACAUGGCGGCCACGGCCCAAACGGCGGUGGCUCCAACUCGUCAUCGUCUUGCACGCCGCCCAGCAGUAAUCCGCACAUCACCGGCUAUGUGGACGACGACCCCGUCGAGUGUACAUGCGGCUUUAGUGCGGUCGUCAAUCGACGGCUCUCUCAUCGCGCCGGCUUAUUCUACGAGGACGAAGUGGAGAUUACGGGACUGGCCGAAGAUCCGGCUAGGAACAAGCAGCCAACUCUGCUUAGCAUCAUACAGAGUCUGAGCAGGAAGAGUCAGCAGGGGAUUCAGGCGCCGGGAGAGACCAGUUCCGCUCUGGAGAAGGUAGGAGCAGCGGGAGCAGGAGCGGCACAGUUGGAGCAUCUGGCGCAUGCCAUCUUUGACCUGCUGCUAGACCAGUGCUCCAUCAUCCAGACGUCCAGCAGCUCCGUGCACCGAGCCCUGCAGGCGCAUCGUCGCAGAAUGUCGCGGCAGAGAAGGAUUUUCGGCACAAAUGGAGCACCCACCGCCUCCCUGGCCUCAAUUGCCAAUGUUCUCGAGUUCAUGGAUGCGCACGACGUGAUCAGCUUGGCGCUGGAGCAAGCCCGCCUGGCGUUUGAGAACCAGCGCAUGGAUAGCCUGGACUGGAACGGCGGAAGCAGCAGCUCGCAGAACCAACAGCAGCAGCUCACGGCGUUCCAUGCCCCGCCACUGGCGCUGCGACACAAGCUGGCGGGGAUCGGCGCAGGGCGGCUGACCGUACACAAAUGGCCAUAUCUCCCCGUAGGAUUCACGCGAAGCAACAAGGAAAUUGUGCGCACCAUGAAUGCCAUUCAGCCGAUGCUGCAGAGUGCCUUUCAUUGCAAGUCGCGAGGCGGGUCCGGCUCCAAGGACGCCAGCUCCUAUAACACGGUCAGUGGGCCGCUCACCUGGCGGCAGUUCCAUCGCCUGGCUGGACGGGCGUCCGGCCAGUGCGAGCCGCAGCCCAUACCCUCGGUGGUGGUUGGCUACGAGAAGGAUUGGAUAUCGGUGGCGCCGCACUCGAUCCACUAUUGGGACAAGUUCCUCCUCGAGCCGUACUCCUAUGCCCGCGACGUGGUCUACGUGGUGGUCUGUCCAGACAACGAGCACGUGGUGGGUUGCACGCGCAGCUACUUCCGCGAGCUGAGCAGCACCUACGAGAUGUGCAAGCUGGGACGGCACACGCCCAUUCGCGGCUGGGACGGCAUCCUGCAGGUGGGUGCCGCUUCCGCUGGCUCCGUUCGGGACCGUGAGACGACGCCCCUGGAUGAUUGGCUGUGUACCCUGGAGCAUGCCGCUCUGGCGGAGCAAAUCCGACGCUAUGCUAUUACCUUCAUCCACCAACUGGCCCCAUAUUUGAGUCGCGUGCCUAAUGACAAGACGCUGCUAAAUCCUCCCGAUGGCACUGGUAGUUCCAACUCCAAGAACGGCGUCAGCAGCAACUCCUCCACAUCGUCCUCGUCCUCCUCCUCUAUGUCGAACUUGGCCACCUCCAGUGGAGAAAUGCCCACGGAUAACAUUAAGCUGGAACCGGGAACUGAGCCGCCGCCGACCGUGCAGACGAUGGAAGCUAAUCCGCAGCAGGAGGUUAAGCAGGAGCCUGGAACAGUUGGCAAGGGCGCAGGAGCUGCAGGAGGCUCCGCAGCUGACACCAAACCCGCGCUUAUUCUCGGCGAUCCCUUGGGCGUGGGCGAGACUCUGGAGGAUAUCAAUCCACCAGCCAUAGUCCUGUAUGUGGUCAAUCCAUUCACCUUCGCUUCGGAUAGCUGCGAGCUGGAACGUUUGGCCCUGAUUGCUUUGCUCCGUUGCUACUCGGAGCUCCUGAAAGCCGUUCCCGACUCGGUGCGUUCGCAGAUGAGCAUCCAGAUUAUAUCGCUGGAAUCGGUGAUGGAACUGGGACCUUGUGGCAAUCGCAAGCGCUUUUCCGACGAGAUCAAGUGCCUCGCCCUGAACAUCUUCUCGCAGUGCCGACGGCACUUGGUGCACGCUCAGUCUGUGAAGAGUCUGACGGGCUUCGGGACGGCAGCCAAUAUGGAGGCCUUCUUGAAGACCAAGGACGAACCGAAUCGCAGGGCCUACAAGAUGUACACCGCACCCUUUGUCCUGGCGCCUAUGCAUGAAAGGAACGACAAGACGGACUUUACGCGAUCGGCGGGCAGCAUGCAUGGCCAGAACGAGCACCGCUACUCGGUGAUGUAUUGCAAUUACUGCCUGAGCGAGGACCAGGCCUGGCUGCUGGCCACCGCCACGGAUGAGCGGGGCGAAUUGCUGGAAAAGGUCUGCAUCAAUAUCGAUGUGCCGAAUCGUGCGAGGCGACGCAAGGCACCUGCACGCUAUGUGGCGCUGAAGAAGCUGAUGGACUUCAUCAUGGGACUCAUCUCGCAGACGUCGCAAAUGUGGCGUCUGGUCAUUGGACGUAUUGGGCGCAUUGGACAUAGCGAACUGAAGUCGUGGAGCUAUCUGCUGAGCAAGCAGCAGCUGCAGAAGGCCUCCAAGCAGUUCAAGGACAUGUGCAAGCAGUGCACUCUCAUGUACCCACCAACGAUACUGAGUGCGUGUCUGGUGACCCUGGAGCCGGAUGCCAAGCUGCGCGUAAUGCCCGAUCAGUUCACGCCGGAUGAACGCUUCUCGCAGAUAUCCAUGCAGAAUCCGUUGUCGACCCCACAGGAUGUGACCUGUACACACAUUCUGGUCUUUCCCACCAGCGCUGUUUGUGCGCCCUUUACCCGCCAGUUCCAGAACGAGCCGCAAGUGGAUGAUGACUUUCUUACUUUCGAGGAGGAGGGAAACGAAGACUUCAGCGAUGCCGACAUUAACGAAUUCUUAUGGGACACUCACAUAGACAGGGUUUCCAAUCAUGGCAGUCCCGGACGCAUGGACGACAAUAGAAGCUGGCAGAGUACCGGUGGAAAUAACUUCAAGUGUACCCCGCCCCAGGAAGUGGAGGAGGUUGGUUCACUCAAUCAGCAACCGAUAUCCGUAGGCUACAUGGUUUCCACAGCGCCCACCGGCCGUAUGCCCGCUUGGUUUUGGUCCGCCUGCCCCCAUCUGGAGGAUGUGUGCCCCGUUUUCCUCAAGACGGCGCUUCACCUGCAUGUGCCUAGUAUACAGACAGCCGAUGAUAUCCUCAACUCGACCAAUGCCCAUCAGUCGGCCAAUGAUCAUCCGCUGGACUCCAUUCUCACCGCGGAUGUGCUGCGCUUCGUACUCGAGGGCUACAAUGCCCUGUCAUGGCUGGCCCUCGACUCCAAUACGCACGAUCGCCUUUCUUGUCUGCCCAUCAAUGUGCAGACUCUGAUGGAUCUGUACUAUCUGACGGCAGCCAUAGCCUAAGGAUCUGGGAUCAAAA